GACAAAUGCGCAACGCUGUUGUUAUCAUGCGGUUAAAGGUCUACUAUUACAGUUCUCGACGAUGGCUACUGCAAUUCCGAAAAUAUCGCGACUGUCAUCAAGAAUUCUUCGAAUACUAGGAUGUAACCCCGGACCUAUGACACUGCAAGGGACAAAUACGUAUUUAAUCGGAACCGGCAAAAGGCGCAUUUUGUUAGACACUGGAGAUCCUAAUAUUCCAGAGUAUAUUGAAAAUUUGAAGUCAGUAUUAAACGAUGAGAAUGCACAUCUUGAACACAUUAUAAUUACACAUUGGCAUCAUGACCACAUUGGUGGAGUUGGUGAUGUAAUUAAGAACGUUAAAACUGACUGUAGAAUUUGGAAGCACAAAAGGUUGGAUGAACCUGAUGAUGCGUUGCCUAAUGACAUACCAAUAAAUUUCCUUAAAAAUGGAGAUGAGAUAUCAACCGAAGGUGCUACACUAAGGAUUAUGCACACUCCAGGUCAUACUACAGAUCAUAUUACAUUGGUACUGAAAGAAGAAAAUGCAUUAUUCAGUGGAGACUGUAUUCUGGGCGAAGGGACAGCAGUAUUCGAAGAUCUGUACGAUUACAUGGCUUCCCUUCAUUUGAUACUAAAAGAGAAGCCCAGUCUGAUCUAUCCUGGACAUGGGCCAGUAGUGGAUGAUCCUCUCACAAAAAUUGAAUUCUACAUAAAUCACAGAACUAAGAGAGAAAAUGAGAUUCUGGAAGUCAUGAGGAAUAAUACCACAAAAAAGUUCAGUGAAAUGGAUUUGGUAAAAAUUAUAUAUGUGGAAACACCUGAACACCUGCAUCCUGCAGCAGCUGUAAAUGUUGGUCACCACCUUCAGAAGUUGUUAAAAGAAGGGAAAGUUACAAAACAUGAAUCACUGUGGCAGUCUGCUGAAGUGAAAUCAUGCCUGUAAUUGCAAUGCUGGAAUUUUGCUUUCAGUACAAUAAUGGAAUAAUAAACAGAAACGAGGGAAGAAAACUGCUGUUAACUUGUAAUGCUGACACACACACACACACACACACACACACACACACACACACACACACACAGUUUUGUGUGUGUGUGUGUGUGUGUGUGUGUGUGUGUGUGUGUGUGUGUGUGUGUGUGUGUGUGCGUGCGCAGAACCAGUUUGGAAGUCAUUUCGAAACAGUGUCUUAAGACAUGGGAUGAAGUAACUAACUAACAUUUCUAUGAGCAGCUAUUUUAACAUUAAAAGCAAGAAUAUUGAAAUUAGAAGUAUUUAGACAGAGUGCUACAGAUUUCAGUUAAAUCCUGUAGUGAUGUAGGUAUUAAAAUAUUCCCAGCUACAAACUGAAAUAAGCAGAAUGUUCUAGAAAUAAGUUAAUAUUUAGCUUAUCGGUGACAAAAUGGCACUGUUAACAAGACACAUGCAUGUAAUAAUGGACAUUAACCUACUGUAGCUAUUUGAUUCUUUGAAUAUGGUGGAGGAUAUGUUGUGGUGCUAAUAUACAGUAUUUAAUGGCGGCAUGUGAGAGGGAUGUCCUUGGCAAACAUUCACAUGAUUGGUAGAAGCCAUUGUAUGAUUAAGAGUAUUGUCAGUCUGAAUUCAGAUGAAUUACCGUACUGUACCGUACAUGAAACUACACAAUUUGAGAUGGCAGAUAUAAUUUUGAUGCAUAAUUUGUGGAUUUUUUUUUAAAUGGACAAUUUAGUUAUUGCAAUAAAGCAGUUUAUGAGAUUGUAUAAAUGCUUUGCAACAAUCAUUCCUUCUUAUACUUCUAUUGCUCAUACUAUAAAUGGAUGCUUUAUAGUGCAAUAAAUACUAUUACAUGUUCUUAUUUGUAAUUGAUCGGAAGUGGAGUAAAAUUUAAAUUCAAAAAUAACAUG
Molecule: messenger RNA, 1860 nt
Organism: Schistocerca serialis cubense
Lineage: Eukaryota; Metazoa; Arthropoda; Insecta; Orthoptera; Acrididae
Product: endoribonuclease LACTB2
Exons: 6
Coding region: 62-925 (287 amino acids)
Cellular component (GO): mitochondrial matrix
Molecular function (GO): single-stranded RNA binding; RNA endonuclease activity
Source: RefSeq, a predicted model, not a curated record